AUGGUAGUGGUUGGCAUGGUCCAGGAUUUCAGGGUGAUGAUCCCAAGACGGAUGGAGCCCCGCGGAGGCGGUGGCAGUGGCGAGGAGCUGGCCCUCCUGCUGGAGGUGGUGGGGCGAGGCCUGGUGGUGCGGCUGAGGCGGAAGGAGAGGGGCUUCCCGCAGGUGGACUACCCACCUUCCCUCCGGGAGGACUGCUUCUUCCAGGGCCAGGCCAACGGCCAUCCUUCCUCCCUGGCCGCCCUCAGCACCUAUGCAGAAGGCGGGGGCCUCCGGGGCCUGCUCCAAGUCACGGGAGGGGAGGCCUAUGAGAUCCAGCCCCUCCAGGGCUCCCCCACCUUCCAGCAUCUGCUCUUCCAACUAGAGGGCCAGGGCGGCGGGAGAGGGCCUGGCAGCUGUGGGCUGAACUCUGGCCAGGAGGAGGAGGAGGAAGAGGAAGAGGAGGAAGAGGAGGAAGGCAGCCUUGGAAGUAAACCUGUGGCCCAAAGCACAGAGAGCCUAGUGAGUGAGGAUGCUCCAUGGAGGGAGCCUACCAGGUACGUCAAGGUGGCCGUUGUGAUGGAGUACCAGUGCUUCCUCCAGUUCGGUGGGAAUGCCACGCUGGCGGCCGGGCGAGUGCUGGAGGCCAUCCAUAUUGCAGACUCCUUCUACAGGCCCCUGGGGAUCCACCUGCACCUCGUAGGGCUGGAGAUAUGGUCGCAGAGGAACCUCAUUGCCGUACCGAAGAGCCUGAGCGAACUACUCGACACUUUCAACACAUGGAGGAGGACGGUCCUUGCCUGGCGGCUGAGACACGACGUUGGACACUUCUUCGUCUACAAGCGUUUCGGGGCAAAGCUCAGGACGUCGUUCAUAGGAGCAGCAUGUGAUUCCGGCUGGGCGUCCUCCAUCGAGGCAUUUGUUACGUCCAGUUUGUUCUCUUUCGCCGUCACUUUUGCUCAUCAUUUGGGCCACAGCCUUGGCAUGCGACACGACGAGAAGGGCUGCGUUUGCAACCAGCGUUCUUGCAUCAUGUCUUCCAUACAAAGCUACACAAGUAGCUUCAGCAACUGCAGCUACGAGAGCUAUUUUCACCUAAUCCACAGCGGAAGUAAACAAUGUCUCUUGGUCCCUCCAGAACACGAGAAAUUAUACAAACGUGAAAACUGUGGGAAUAAGGUGGUAGAAAGUGGAGAACAAUGCGACUGCGGUUCAAAAUUUCAUUGCAAAUCUGAUGCUUGUUGCCAAUCGAAUUGUAUGUUGUGGUCAGGGACCACGUGUGCUUUUGGAAAGUGUUGUACCAACUGCCAGUUUCUUCCAGCUGGAACGGUUUGUAGGGAAAGAAUUAACAUCUGUGAUCUUCCUGAGUACUGCACUGGGAUUACAGAAUGGUGUCCCGAAGAUGUUUAUGUACAAGAUGGAGCCCCAUGCCAUGAUGGUGCCUAUUGCUAUCAUGGAAAAUGUUCUACUCACAAUGAACAGUGCAAAAUGGUCUUUGGUAAACAAGCAGCAGUUACCCCGCUAAGUUGCUUCAAAGAAAUAAAUGCUCAAGGUGACCGUUUUGGGAAUUGUGGCAUUGCUGGUAACAUUUAUAAGAAAUGUGACAAAAGUGGUGUGUUAUGUGGGAAGAUCCAGUGCAUAAACAUUAAUGAAGUGCCUAAUUUUGAUGGGAAGCACAACUUGUGCUGGGGUACAAAUGACCCAAAUGAUACUGGAGAGGUAAAAGACGGCACCCAGUGUGGCAAUGGCAUGAUAUGUAUUAAUAGGGAUUGUAUCAAAGUGUCUCUCUUGAACUAUGAUUGCAAUCAGACAAAGUGCCACAACAGAGGAGUAUGCAACUCUCAUAAAAAUUGCCAUUGUAAUUAUGGCUGGGCCCCACCAAAUUGUCUAAAAGAAGGCUAUGGUGGCAGCAUUGAUAGUGGACCCCUUCCACCCAACAGUGGCAAUGUUGGGAUGACUAGAAGAACUGUAAUAGCUAUUUUUGCUGCUUAUAUUCUUAUUACUGGAGUUGGCAUUUUGUAA
Molecule: messenger RNA, 1998 nt
Organism: Sceloporus undulatus (fence lizard)
Lineage: Eukaryota; Metazoa; Chordata; Lepidosauria; Squamata; Phrynosomatidae
Product: disintegrin and metalloproteinase domain-containing protein 20-like
Biological process (GO): male gonad development; proteolysis
Cellular component (GO): sperm head plasma membrane; external side of plasma membrane; plasma membrane
Molecular function (GO): metalloendopeptidase activity
Source: RefSeq, a predicted model, not a curated record